UCUUCUUCUUCACCCUAAGCAUCCACUCUUGUAGACUUCAUGUGAGAAAUUGAGUGAUCGAGCUAGAGAUAAACAUAGUAAAGAUCUAAACAAGAGUUGAUUAAUUAUCACCAGGGGACGCAAAGUUUUUUACUGUUUUUAAGUCAUGGCGAAUCGGUGGUGGGGUGGGCAGAUGGGUCUACCUGGGCUCGACACGUCGGCAACCACAUCUUCUCCGAUGAAAAAACCAGAUCUGGGCAUAUCCAUGACCACCAACAACCACGAAACCCGCGGCGUCAGCGGAGGGGCUCAUCACGAAGAAGAAGACGAAAGAGACCACAGUGACGAUCCUAAAGAAGGCGCCAUCGAUGUAGCCACCCGGCGUCCUCGAGGCCGGCCGCCGGGCUCCAAAAACAAACCUAAACCUCCCAUUUUCGUCACCAGAGACAGCCCUAACGCCCUCCGAAGCCAUGUUUUGGAGAUCAACAGCGGCUCCGACGUAGCCGAAGCCCUGGCCCACUUCGCCAGAAGACGGCAGAGAGGAAUCUGCGUGCUUAGCGGCAGCGGCGCCGUCACAAACGUCACUCUCCGUCAGCCCUCUGCAACACCUUCUGCUGUAAUGGCUUUACAUGGCAGGUUUGAGAUUCUGUCCUUAACCGGUGCGUUUUUGCCUGGGCAAGUUCUGCCGGGGUCCAGCUCCGGUUUGACUAUAUACCUCGCUGGAGGACAGGGACAGGUUGUGGGCGGAAGCGUGGUCGGACAACUGGUGGCGUCAGGGAUGGUGAUGGUGAUUGCUGCAACUUUUUCUAAUGCGACUUAUGAGAGAUUGCCUUUGGAAGAGGAGGAGGAAUCUGGUGCGGGUGCAGCUCAGGGACAGGUUGGUGGAAGUGGCUCUCCCCCGGGGAUGGGUGGAAGUAGCGACGGUGGGCGCGGCGGACAUCACCAAGGUGGGAUAGGGGAAAGUGGAGGGUUGCCUGUUUAUAAUAAUUUGGCGCCAAACUUGGUGGGAAAUGGUGGACAGAUUAAUCAAGAAGCAUAUGGUUGGGCUCAUGGGAGAACGCCAUUUUAGGAGAAGA
Molecule: messenger RNA, 1055 nt
Organism: Carica papaya (papaya)
Lineage: Eukaryota; Viridiplantae; Streptophyta; Magnoliopsida; Brassicales; Caricaceae
Source: RefSeq, a predicted model, not a curated record